GGUGGUACCGCCUCUCGUCUUCUUCCACACAAACGGGAACCUCAUCAUAUAUAUACAACAACAGCAACACACGCAUCGACAUAGCUCCUUAAUUCCCAAAUUCAACGAAUUAGGGCAAAUUACGAAGAUGUUUAAGCACGUCGGAAAUCGAAUUUUGGGGCUAGGGCAACGAUCGCCGGUGACGCGAGGGGUUUUGACCCGGCUCUAUCAUGAAAGAGUGGUGGACCAUUACAAUAAUCCCCGAAACGUUGGGUCCUUUGACAAGAACGAUCCCACUGUAGGUACGGGUCUUGUCGGAGCUCCGGCUUGUGGGGAUGUGAUGAAGCUUCAAAUCAAGGUCGAUGAACAGACAGGGAAAAUUACGGAUGCUUGUUUUAAGACCUUUGGUUGUGGCUCUGCAAUUGCUUCUUCAUCCGUCGCUACUGAGUGGGUGAAAGGAAGACAAAUGGAGGAAGUACUGUCCAUAAAGAACACGGAGAUAGCAAAACAUCUCUCCCUCCCACCUGUUAAACUGCACUGCAGUAUGCUUGCUGAGGAUGCAAUUAAGGCUGCUGUGAAGGAUUACGAGGCGAAGAAGGCAAAAUUUAAUGGCAAAGCAGAAAAUGCAUCAUCCGAAAAAGCAGUUUGAUAUACUAGCUGAGAAACGAAGGAUGAAGUUGGGCAUAAGAAUACAUAUAUCCUGGAUUUUCAUAGAUGUAAAUUAGUUGUCUGACUGUUGGGUUUGUAAUGUUGUUACUUUGUUUGAAGCGUGGAUCUUGCUUUUGCGAGUUUCUGUUAUCCACGUCGCUUAGACGUUGUCUAAGCUACAGAAUCCUGUUCCUAUGUUUUUUCAAAUAAUGAAGAUGAUUUAUUAGAGCCCGUGACCAAGAUGUAGUAGAUGCAUCACCUGUGUCACAUAGUUGUACUAUUGCAGUGAAUAAGCUUGAAGCUUUGUAUAUGUAUUUCUUAACUAAAAACUUGAAUUAUUAUUUUUAAAAAUAAAACAGUUACCGUUUA
Messenger RNA from Solanum pennellii, 996 nucleotides. Its product is annotated as iron-sulfur cluster assembly protein 1-like. The record is from RefSeq and is a predicted model, not a curated record. Gene Ontology annotation, biological process: iron-sulfur cluster assembly; intracellular iron ion homeostasis. Bases 128 to 628 code for a protein of 166 amino acids. Lineage: Eukaryota; Viridiplantae; Streptophyta; Magnoliopsida; Solanales; Solanaceae. Gene Ontology annotation, molecular function: 2 iron, 2 sulfur cluster binding; ferrous iron binding. Gene Ontology annotation, cellular component: mitochondrial matrix; cytoplasm. The transcript has 3 exons.